Synchiropus splendidus (mandarinfish) is the source of this 1660-nucleotide messenger RNA. It is a transcript of the gene vti1b, whose product is annotated as vesicle transport through interaction with t-SNAREs 1B. NCBI's taxonomy places the organism in Eukaryota, Metazoa, Chordata, Actinopteri, Syngnathiformes, Callionymidae. The record is from RefSeq and is a predicted model, not a curated record. The coding region runs from base 122 to 811 and encodes 229 amino acids. Gene Ontology annotation, molecular function: SNARE binding; SNAP receptor activity. The transcript has 6 exons. Gene Ontology annotation, biological process: retrograde transport, endosome to Golgi; intracellular protein transport; intra-Golgi vesicle-mediated transport. Gene Ontology annotation, cellular component: late endosome membrane; Golgi apparatus; ER to Golgi transport vesicle membrane.
UUUUAGGCGGAACAAGACACCACCAACCAAAGGAAGUUUGGGUUUUAAAGAAGCAAUAUUUUAGUUUUUAACGGCCACAUAACACCAUACGGUUCGGACAGAAACGAGAUUUAAGCACACUAUGUCGUCGGAAGAGUUCGAGAAAUUGCACGAAAUGUUCGGUGGUUUGUAUGACGAGCUGAAGCUGAUACCGGGAAAAGCGCUCAGCUGUCACGGAGAGGACAGAAAAAAGCUGGUGAGGACAUUUGAUGAGCGACAUGGCGAGGCAGAGGAAGUGUUACAAGGCAUGGAGGAUGAGCUGCGGUUCGCGCCUGCGUCAUACAGAAGCGCCAUGAGCACCAAGGUGCGUCUGUAUCGCAGAGAUCUCAGCAAAUUGCAUCGAGAAAUGAAAAACUUGGCCCCAGUUUCUGCCUCUUUCUCCCACCGACCAAUGGAAGGAAGCCAUCAUGGCAUCUAUGCAGCAGAAAACCAACAAAGUACGCACUUACAGUCGCAGAGAGCUCUGCUACUCCAGGGCACAGACUCCUUGAACAGCGCCAGCGAGAGUAUCGCACGAAGUCAGCGCAUCGCAGUGGAGACCGAGCAAAUUGGUACCGAUAUCAUUGAGGAGCUGGGAGGACAGAGGGAGCAGCUGGACCGCGCCAGGAACAGAUUGGUGAACACUGGAGAGAACCUCAGCCGGAGUCGUAAAAUCCUGCGCGCUAUGUCAAGAAGGCUCAUGACGAACAAGCUGCUGCUGGCCAUCAUCAUCAUAAUGGAGUUGGCUAUUCUGGGCGCCGUGGUUUACCUCAAAUUCUUCUGGAAAAAAUAAACAGCUGGAUCUGACACCCCCCCGACCCUCAUCUAUCGAACUUUUGAGCUCUGAUGCUCCUCAGCUUUGAAGGUACAAGUGAAGGAGAGAACUCUGCCGCACAAGUCCGUGGACGACGACGAGGACGUGGCAUGUUUUCGAACGUCUGUGCAAACAUCAGAGUCUGUCAGCACAUUAUAAUUCAUACUCAUGUGAUCAUUUUUGUAUUGGGCGCGUCCCUGUCGGGGCGGGCAGUGAAUGUAAACUGAGGCAAUAGUUUGAUCACCUGUGAAGGGAGACACGCUCCAGGUGACAGAUGGACAGAAGCCAAACAGGCCAAAGAUAAAACCAAAACAUCGGUCAAUGGUCAAAUUACGUCUGCCGCUUUGGAAUCCAGUGUCAAAUAAACACUGAUAAGGUUUGUUUUUCACACUGCCUUUUUUUCCCCGCUUCCCGGUGUCGGGCCAAGGACAUGAAGCGUAUCUGUUAUUGAUAAAGACAGGUGAUAUUGGCCAAGUAUUUCUUCAUUGGUUGUUGGAGCCUCCUUGUUUCCCAUUUAGAGUGUGAAGCGCUUUCAAUAGAGGGAUGGUGUGGCUUGCUGCAGAGGCUGAGUGAAUGCUAAGAGGGAGAGCUGGGCACUUUGCUGCCUGACUGACCAAAAGGAGCUUUUCUUUUGGGUGAUUUUACUGAUGAGUGUCAGAUUUAUACGUCCUGAGAGUCACUGAGACAAAGCUUGUUGACUCAGCCCCCAGUAAUGAAGGGCCUGUUUCAGAGCUGUGGUACCCAAAGGAAACCCCAAAACCCAGCUGUCUUUUAAUUCCACCUUUGUUUCCCACUCAUUUGUAACUCUUUUCUACACACAGUGAUGGA